GGCAGAAAACGUGUUUUUGGUGUAGAUGUUUUUAAAUUCAUUAUUUUUUGAAAACAGAAAAAUGAAUUCAUUUUAAGAAUCUCUUCAGGUGAAGUGUUUCUUUCUCCUUAACAUUCAGGGUUCAAGGUUUUAGGGUUUAUCGAUUUUCAAAAUCAAAGAGUAAAAACGAUAUGCAGCAGCAGCAGCAACAGCAACAACAACAACAACAGCCUCAGAUAAUGACUAUGAUGCCACCAUUUCCACCUACCAAUAUUACAACUGAACAGAUUCAGAAGUACCUUGAUGAGAACAAGAAGCUGAUUCUGGCUAUAUUGGAUAAUCAGAACCUCGGGAAACUGGCCGAAUGUGCACAGUACCAAGCUCUGCUUCAAAAGAAUCUGAUGUAUCUUGCUGCAAUUGCUGAUGCCCAGCCCCCUGCCCCACAAACUCCUACUCAGAUGCAGGCACAUCCAGGAAUGCAGCAAGGGGGUGGGCUUUUUAUGCAACAUCCCCAGGCAGCUGCUAUGGCUCAACAACAACAAGCAUUCGCACAAAAGAUGCCCAUGCACUUCAGUCCCCAACAAAUGCAGGAUCAGCACCACCAACAGCAGCAGCAGCAGCUACACCAUCAACAACAACAGCAACAAGCAGCGCUCCAUGGUCAUGUGAUGAUGAGACCUGGAGGAGCCAACAACGGAAUGCAAGUUAUGCAUAAUGAAGGCUCUCUUGGAGGAGGUGUACAUAGUGGUGGCCCUUCACCCAGUGGAGGCCUAGGCGAAUUCUCACGUGGAGGAAGCCAACAAGAGGGGUUAGAAGGAGGUUCUAAAGAUGGACAAGGAAAUUCCUCUAAUGGGGAGCCGUCGUUUUUGAAAGGAUCAAAUGAUGGUAACUAAUAAUGAUCUCUUGAAACUGAGUUUCCUAGGCUAGUAAUUAUUAGUAAGUUUGAUAUGGCUAGAAUAUUAGGUUGUGCCUCUAUUAGAGAGCAGUAGGUUUUGUGGUGCUUCCAUUGCUUGACAAACAAAGUUCUUGUGUUUCCAAUUUUUUUUAAAGUUGGUUAAAAGAAUGUCUGAUGAUGAAGGUACCCCUGAUUGUUGUUCUGCCGUGAAUUCCAUCAUUGUAAAAUAUCAUGCAUGGUGUAACAAGAUGCUAAUUCAUCGGGUUCGUGUUUUAUUGUUUAUCUUAAAGAAAUGGGUUUUAAAUUUUUAAGAAGAAAUGACGAAAAA
This is a messenger RNA of Papaver somniferum (opium poppy), 1202 nucleotides long. Its product is annotated as GRF1-interacting factor 2-like. The transcript has 5 exons. Gene Ontology annotation, biological process: positive regulation of transcription by RNA polymerase II; cell population proliferation; leaf development. Gene Ontology annotation, cellular component: nucleus. The record is from RefSeq and is a predicted model, not a curated record. Lineage: Eukaryota; Viridiplantae; Streptophyta; Magnoliopsida; Ranunculales; Papaveraceae. The coding region runs from base 171 to 872 and encodes 233 amino acids. Gene Ontology annotation, molecular function: transcription coactivator activity.